Molecule: messenger RNA, 2417 nt
Organism: Melanotaenia boesemani (Boeseman's rainbowfish)
Lineage: Eukaryota; Metazoa; Chordata; Actinopteri; Atheriniformes; Melanotaeniidae
Product: protein APCDD1-like
Exons: 6
Coding region: 345-1880 (511 amino acids)
Biological process (GO): negative regulation of Wnt signaling pathway
Cellular component (GO): plasma membrane
Molecular function (GO): Wnt-protein binding
Source: RefSeq, a predicted model, not a curated record
GCGCAGGACGCACGGAAGACGCGCGUGAAAGUAACCGAGCUGUCUCAUUUAAACACCGAACCAAACUUGAAUUCUUCCAGUUCUCUUCGCAGUCAAAUUUCGAACUAACCCUGAUUUCAAGACAUGACUCUUCAUCCUCCACCACUUUAAUCUCCGGUGAAUUAGAGGUGUGUUUCACACGUGAUGCUCGGAUCGCGCAGGAGUGUUUGUGCCACGAUUUUGGCUAAAAGAUGUGAGGAUUUCUACGGAAAUAACUAAGGAAAACAGCCCAAACAAACAAGGAAUAAAAGGAAGCGUUUUCCAGUGUGUCCAGUGAAGCUCGUUUCAGUUUCCUGCUGUGCAGAAUGCGGCUGUCACCUACAGUACUUCUUUUUGCUUUUUUAGUUUGGGCUGAAGGCUCUUCUCUCCAUUACUCAGAUGGCCACACCAGCCAUCUCCCCCUGGAGAAAACCUUUGGUCGAUCUGUCAAGGACUCUCAAUGCCAACACAUGCUGAAGCACCUUCACAAUGGAGCACGAAUCACUGUGCAGAUGCCUCCCAGUGUGGAGGGUCACUGGGUGUCUACCAGCUGUGAGGUGAGACCAAGCCCAGAGUUUCUGACGCGCUCCUACAGGUUUUACCCCAACAACACUUUCCAUGCCCACCAGUUUUACUACGAGGACAACCACUGCACCAAACCCACUUACACUCUGGUGAUCCGUGGUCGGUUGCGCCUACGACAGGCUUCCUGGAUCAUUCGUGGUGGCACAGAGGCAGAGUACCAACUCCACCAUGUCCAGAUAGUGUGUCACACAGCCACUGUGGCCAAAGAGCUGAGCCAGAGGCUCAACCAAAGCUGCAGAGGGGCCAUAAAGGGACCCUGGGAACCCAGCAUGCUCUAUGAACUGUGGAGUGAGGAGGGGAGGUACGACUGCUCCAAAGAGCUCAACUUUGCAAUGCAUGAGCUGCAGCUGCUGAGGGUUGAGAAGCAAUAUCUCCAUCAUAAUCUGGAUCACCUGGUGGAGGAGCUAUUUCUGGGAGACAUCCACACUGAGGCGUCACAGAGGUUGUACUACAAGCCGUCCAGCUACCAGACCGCCCUGCAGAAUGCCAAGAAUCACGACCACGGCUGCAUCGUCUGUCGUAUCAUCUAUCGCUCUGAUGAGUUCCACCCUCCCAUCCUGCCUCCGCGGGCCGACCUGACCGUCGGGCUGUACGGUCAGUGGGUGAGCCAGCGCUGCGAAGUUCGCCCCGAGGUCCUCUUUCUCACCCGUCAUUUCAUCUUCCACGACAACAACCACACCUGGGAUGGCCACUACUACCACUACUCCGACCCCAUCUGUAAACACCCCACCUUCACCAUCUACGCCCGUGGACGCUACAGCCGAGGACUUCACUCCACCCGCGUCAUGGGUGGCACAGAUUUUGUCUUCAAAGUGAACCACAUGAGAGUGACACCCAUGGACUUAGCCACCACCUCCCUCCUCAAUGUCUUCAACAGUAAUGAGUGUGGAGUGCAGGGCUCCUGGCAGGUGGGAGUGGAGCAGGACGUCACCAUCACAAACGGCUGUGUGGCGUUGGGCAUCCGGCUGCCCCACACAGAGUACGAGCUCUUCCGCAUGGAGCAAGAUGCCCACGGACGCUACCUGCUCUACAACGGCCAGCGUCCCAGCGAUGGCUCCAGCCCGGACCGCCCAGAGAAGCGAGCCACUUCCUACCAGAUGCCCCUGGUCCAGUGCUCGUCGAGCAGCCAGCGAUCCGAUCACAGCCGAGGGGAUGAAGGGGAGAGGCCGCUGCUGCACAACAACGACUGCACAGGAUGGCACAGAGGCAGCAACAAACACAUGGCAGCAGCUCUCGCCACGAUCAUCACAGCUCUGCUUCUCUUCUGGCAAUGUUAGGGAGCAGUUUGGGGUUUUUUCAGAAAAACAGCACAAUAAUGCACACAGUCAGAUCUCAGUUAUCGUUUUAUGCAACACCGCAGAUGCCUUUCCGCUCUCACAAAGGCCAACCUGACUGGUGUGCAGAGUGUCUUUUAUGGAGACACUGAUUGGCGUGCUGAUCAGCAAUUCUCCACAGCUGUGGGCUUUGCUUCCAGGGCUCACCGGCGGAAAAGAGGAGACAAAACACAAUCAGCUCAUCCCAGAUGCUUACAUAAACACAUCACCAUUUGGAAGAGUAAGAAUUUGUUAAAGGAACUGACCUUAUACACUCAUAACGGAGAUAGCGCAGUGAACAAGUGGACAAACGUUUUAAAGAGAGCUGUGUAGUGAAAGAGGAAACGACACUGACCUGUUGUAAAGGACUCGGAUUCUGUCCAAUCACAACCAAGAACUACUGUUUCUACUCUUUCUGGGGGAAAAAAAGCAAAAUCAUUGCUUUUUGUUAAAUGUUUUUACAUUUGGCAAAAAGACAUUUUUGCUAAAAUAUCAUGCAAA